GUAUGAGUGAAAAAACAUAAAAGGCGUCCGGGCAGAGCCGUUGGCAGACUCCCAACUGUUGAGAAAGGAGAGAGAGGAUGGACGUGGGCUUUUGGGCUUGCAGAGUUCAAUCUGCCAACCAACAUUCUGCUAUGCAAGCCGCACGACACAACGCAGAAACACAUUUGAGCAUGGAUGAUUUUGAAGGAGAUGAUGACAUAUGUUCUUGCUUCCCAUGCCCGUUUUGUUACGUGGAUAUUGAAGUUCCUGUCCUCCGUAUCCAUCUACAGGAAGAGCAUUGCUUUGAUGUAAAAAAUGCGGUUUGUCCUGUGUGUGCAGGAAAUUUAGGAAAGGAUAUGAUUGGACAUUUCACAGUGCAGCAUUCGCAUUUGUUAAAGCGAAGGAGGAAAUCUCAAAGAAUGGGUGCAGCAGUGGUUGGCAAGGAUCUGCGAGAGCUUAGUUCUUUUCUUGGAGUAGCUUCCACUAAUGGUAGGGGGAAUGCUCCUGAUUCUGCUCCUGAUCCACUUCUCUCACCUUUUCUCUAUGGUUUGGCUCCUCCACAUGCCACCACAGUUAACCAAGACACAAGCUCUGUCGUUAAUGCAAUGGUUGAUUCAUUUUCUUCAGAAGUUCAAAGGGAGCCAACUACUCCAAAUGGAGCAAGAGGACAACAGGCUGACGAAGAACGAAAUCAGAGAGCGGUGUUUGUUCAGCACCUGCUAGUGUCCACCAUUUUCUAAAUUCUAAAUUCCAGGCAGUAACGUUUAUUGGUGAGCUCACCUGUGAUUUCAGAGUCAUUAAGUGAUAGAAGAGGUCAGCUCAACCCACAAAUAGGCAUUAUCUACACCCGUUUGCAUUUUGUUGUAUGUAGUUAUAUCUGCUAGUUGCUGCAUUGCUACACAUUGGGGCAGAAACUAGCAUCAAAAUGCAUUUCAUGUAUUGUAUCUAUGUGCUUCUGUACACAUUCUCUAGAAUUGCAUUCUGCAACAUGCCAAAACAGACUCUUCUGUCUUCAAUCUAUAACACCAUCAUGGGUUGAUGUAACAGCUACUAUGCUUAUAGGCUUA
Molecule: messenger RNA, 1046 nt
Organism: Magnolia sinica
Lineage: Eukaryota; Viridiplantae; Streptophyta; Magnoliopsida; Magnoliales; Magnoliaceae
Product: protein DEHYDRATION-INDUCED 19 homolog 6-like
Exons: 5
Coding region: 78-719 (213 amino acids)
Source: RefSeq, a predicted model, not a curated record